AUGAUCGAGUCUCUCAUCAGCAUCGCCUUCUACAUCUCCACGGCGAUUACAGUUUUCAUUCUCCUCCUACCAUCGCAGUACGACCCAAAGCAGUCCCCAUCCAGCGCAGAAGAUGCCUCUUCCAAACCCAAGACAACAGUCCAGAUUCUUGUUCUCGGAGAUAUUGGUCGCAGUCCGCGCAUGCAGUAUCAUGCACUAAGUAUAGCCAAAGGAGGCGGUCAAGUGGACAUUGUUGGAUACCAUGAAUCAGAAGUUCAUCCCGAUAUCUCUGCCCACCCUAGAAUAUCCAUCGUCCCGAUUCCCCCGCAUCCCGCCUUUCUGCAGACCAGCAACAAGCUUCUAUUUCUCCUCUUCGCUCCGUUGAAGGUGCUAUUUCAGGUUGCAUUUCUCUGGAGGUGCCUGGCAUACCAGACAAAACCAUCCAAAUGGCUCCUUGUUCAGAACCCUCCUUCCAUUCCUACUCUUGCGAUCGCCUCGCUCGUCUGCUUCCUGCGACAAACAUUCUUGAUAAUUGACUGGCAUAACUUUGGGUACUCAAUUCUGGCGCUCAAGCUUGGAAAUAACCAUCCUGUGGUCAGGCUUUCCAAGUGGUAUGAGAAAACCUUUUGCCAAUACGCCACGGCGCAUCUGUGCGUCACCAGAGCCAUGGCAUCUGUCCUGAAAAAGGAAUUUUCUCUCCAGCCCCCCAUCCUACCGCUACAUGACCGACCGGCUAGCCAUUUCCAGCCUAUUCUGGAUGACGAUGAGCGACAGAAAUUCUUGUCGUCUCUUCCAGAAACGGCGCCUGUGCGAUCCUCCUUAGCGUCUGGGAAUCUCCAGGUUCUUGUCAGUUCAACUUCAUGGACGGCGGACGAGGACUUCUCUUUGUUCAUUGAUGCCCUCUGUCGUUACUCUGAAGUUGCAACUACAACCAAAUCUCAUUUACCGCCGGUGCUGGCUAUCAUCACUGGAAAAGGCCCCCAGCGAGAAAUGUAUCUGAAACAGAUAUCGGAGUUUGAAAAAGCAGGAAAGCUCCAGAAGGUUACCAUCCGUACAGCAUGGCUGAGUACGAACGACUAUGCACGGCUUUUGGCCUCCGCUUCCUUGGGCGUCAGCUUGCAUACCAGCAGCAGUGGGGUCGAUCUACCAAUGAAGGUUGUUGAUAUGUUCGGUGCGGGCUUGCCGGUGGUGGGCUGGGACCGCUUCGAGGCUUGGCCGGAACUAGUAACCGAAGGCGUCAAUGGAAAGGGUUUUGGGAGCUCUCAGGAGCUUGUAGACCAGCUUGUAGACCUCUUUGGGGAUCAGAGCAAGCUAGAGAACCUUCGCGCUGCUGCUCGAAAAGAAAGCACUAAUCGCUGGGAUGAUCAGUGGGUUCCUGUCGCUGGAAAGCUUCUAGGACUUUGA
Messenger RNA from Aspergillus wentii DTO 134E9, 1383 nucleotides. Its product is annotated as chitobiosyldiphosphodolichol beta-1,4 mannosyltransferase. The transcript has 2 exons. Lineage: Eukaryota; Fungi; Ascomycota; Eurotiomycetes; Eurotiales; Aspergillaceae. The record is from RefSeq and is a predicted model, not a curated record. The coding region runs from base 1 to 1383 and encodes 460 amino acids. Gene Ontology annotation, cellular component: endoplasmic reticulum. Gene Ontology annotation, molecular function: mannosyltransferase activity.